Messenger RNA from Suillus discolor, 2243 nucleotides. RefSeq lists its product as uncharacterized. The record is from RefSeq and is a predicted model, not a curated record. The transcript has 10 exons. The coding region runs from base 1 to 2184 and encodes 727 amino acids. NCBI's taxonomy places the organism in Eukaryota, Fungi, Basidiomycota, Agaricomycetes, Boletales, Suillaceae.
AUGAUCAUCGAGUCGCAAGCUCGCAACAUCAGUAUGGAUGACGUUGCCUUUCUCACUGCUAUCCCUUCGCCGAAAUCCCACCAUGUACUGGAUGAGCUACAACAUGAAUUAUGGGGCAGGUCGUGCUACAAGGGUAUCUCUGCUCACGCUCUCGAGCGAGAUGAAGAACGACGUAUCAACCAUAUUGUCGAGGUAGCUUUGGAUUUGAAAAUGCUAAAGUUUGGUGACGAAGCUGCGAAAGAUGAAAGGACAGUCGACUCGCGGCCGAUGUUUGAAAAUUGGAACAAGUCUCCCAUUGAGGUAUUUCUGGGUUCGGGGAUUCAGAAGGACCUACUUCGGACAUUUCUAAGACGCAAGUUCAACUUCUUUCCCGAUGCCUACCCACAGUACUUGAAUAGACCGUUUGAAAUUGGGACUCCUACUGAAUGCGAACCUCUCAGCAUUUCAUGGACUGGCGGGCAAGCACCAUUUGAAAUACUCUUGGCUCCUAAUAUAUCAGUUCCUGCAUCGGCCUUCAGCAAUGGAGAAGGCUCUUAUUCAAUACCGCAAUUGAUGUUGUCGUCGACAACGUCGUUUGUACUCACUAUGUCUGACGCCACUGGAUUUGGUUCGGGUGGGACGACAAACGAAUUAACUGUUGGGAAUUCAGCUGCAAAUAACGAUUGCGGCGCUGCAGAUCCAAAACCUCCUUACACGUUCGACUUGUCUCCGCUGACGCAAUGCGGUCAAUUCACCCUUACGGUCAAUGGUGGCGUAGUCCCGCCCAUUACUGUUGUGCAACUUAUUCCUGGUGGAGAAUCAGUCGUAUCCAACUCCGAUGGCGACACUUUUAGCUCGACUUUAGAUGUUAGCGCAGGGACGAACCUCCUGUAUCUUGUCUACGACUCCUUGGGCAACCAAGGUGGGGUCUCUCCGUACGAGGUGGUCUCAGGGUCGAGUGAUUCCUCGUGCCUAAGCGCCAACUCGCCGUCAUCCACUCCAAACACGCCGGUCACAAUCACAGCCACGGCCACGGCCGCGGCUUCACCACCAUCUAGUUCAAGCAGUCCAUCGAGCAAUCCAUCAAGCAACAAUGUUGCUAUUAUCGCAGGCGCAGCGGGCGGCGGUGGGGCUGUCCUUGUUGCGUUGGUCAUCCUCGGCAUAUGCUUGCGGCGUAAAUGGAAGGCAUCUCGCAUGUCGGACGUUCGGUCUUCUACAAAAAGCCAUCCACGUCAACUGCAGCAUACAGAUCCAAGUUACAAAGCCAGCCCUCACCCACCACAAUCCCCUUCCCCAUAUAAGACAAACACUCCCAGCAACCGUACCCAACCCAUUCAUCCUGGCCUAGGAACCCAGUCAGAAAUGACCAAUUGGUCUACCAGCAGCUUCGCAGUUAGCGCCCCUCCCUCAUCAUUCAACCAGAAACAACAUUCGCGCCAGAACUCCAACACAGACUCUUCUGCCCACGGGGAUACUGGAAGUUCGACUGCGUCAUUAGCUAACAGCCGCCAAUCACCCCCGUCCACCAGAAAUUUCACACUCAACGAUCCUCGCACACCGUUCAAUCAGACACUGCAUUCACGCCAGACCUCAGCUACAUCAUCUGUUGAUAGGCGAAUGGCUAGCGUCGCUGAACUGCCAUCACCGUGGGAGGCAGAUCCCGUUAACUACCUUGGUCCAUCCAUUCAACCCGGAUCCCAACAGAGUCCUAUUAAUGCGUCUGCCACCAACAUGGCGACUAGGGACCAUUACGCACCCUUCAAUCAGACACAACCUUCGCACAUGAGCCCUAACACGGAAUUUGCUGUCUAUGGGGACGCUCAGAUAUCAGACACGACACCCGUCGAGCAUAUGGCUGCGGGGGCUCGACCAGCAUCACCAUUACCACGGAAGACAGACCCUGUCUACUUUGCUCCACCCGUUCAAGUAGUAUCCCAAUCAACCUCUACCUCUGCAGGCAACGUCGCAGUCAAGAACCCUCCCGCACCCUCCAAUAAGGCACAAAGUUCCGGGCAGAGCCCCAGUACAGACAGGUUAGAUGUGCACGGAGCAUCUGAAAGUCUGUCUGUGCCGGCGCAAAUAGCCUACCAACCUCCUACCCGGAUCAUCGUUCAUACCGACGCUAAUGAUGUUACGCCAGACAAAAAUGGCGUUGUUGAACUUCCGCCGCAGUAUUCAGAGCAUUGGGAAAUGCGUGUUCACUAAUUUGAGUCUGGGUUAUGAUUAUGUCUCAACACACUUGGGUCUUCAGAUAUGGAUAUGCC